UUGGCACCUGGUAUUCGCCACGAUGAUUUUUCACCAGAUGAAGACCGAGAAAUCAUAUUAAAAGUCCAGCAAUUCGGACCUAAAUGGGUAGAAAUUUCUUCAUUCUUUAAAGGAAGAUCUCCCAAUUCACUCAAGAAUAGAUAUAACGUUCACAUCAUGCGGAAAAAGAAAAUAUCCAUGGAGAAACCUAAAAAACUGCCAGAUCCACCUAAAAUAGAGCACGAGCCGGCAAAGGAUAUGGCUGAAGACUUGAUCGAGCAAUUAUGGACUGAAAAAGAUGUAAAGGGUUUUGGACUCGAGUCAAUGUUUCCAGAGUGA
Trichomonas vaginalis G3 is the source of this 318-nucleotide messenger RNA. Its product is annotated as RNA polymerase II transcription regulator recruiting protein. Gene Ontology annotation, cellular component: nucleus. The transcript has a single exon. Gene Ontology annotation, biological process: regulation of DNA-templated transcription. Gene Ontology annotation, molecular function: RNA polymerase II cis-regulatory region sequence-specific DNA binding; DNA-binding transcription factor activity, RNA polymerase II-specific. Lineage: Eukaryota; Parabasalia; Trichomonadida; Trichomonadidae. The record is from RefSeq and is a predicted model, not a curated record.